AGUCUCUCAGGCAGUGGAUGUCAGGCUGGCCCGGAACACCCUCUCCCCAGCUGCAGUGGGAGCAGUGAGCCAUGGAGCUGUAUUUUGGUGAAUACCAACACGUGCAGCAGGAAUACGGUGUCCACCUGAGACUGGAAAGUGAUGAAACCAAGAAAUCAAGGAAUUCUCAGCACUCAAAGUCAGGCUCCUAUGGUGUCAGUAUUCGGGUACAGGGAAUUGAUGGCCACCCCUACAUAGUCUUGAAUAAUACCGAGCGGUGUCUGGCAGGCACAUCUUUUUCUGAAAACGGGCCGUCAUUUCCAUCUCCAAUGAUAAAUAAACUGCCUCUACAUUCCAGUAAUGGGUCUGCGCUAGACAACAAUGAAGAAGAACUGCAGCUCCCGGAGAACCCAUAUGCCCAGCCCAGCCCAAUAAGAAACCUGAAACAACCCUCUUUCUUUGAGGGCAAGAAUGGAAUUGUUGAACGCAAAGAGGGUUCACUGAAGCCAUCCCACAUGCUGAACUUUCAGAGGCACCCAGAGCUCUUGCAGCCCUAUGAUCCUGAAAAGAAUGAGUUGAACUUACAAAGUCACCAGGCUUCUGAGAGUAACUGGCUAAAAACUUUAUCAGAAGAAGGCACCAACAAUAAGAAAGCUUGGACUUGCUUUCCAAAAUCCAGUGGUCCCCAGCUGGCCAGCCCACCUUUGGAAGAUCUGACCAAAUCCAGCAUCACAGCCAUUCGUUUAUGCAGCUCAGUGGUGAUAGAGGACCCCAAGAAGCAGACAUCUGUGUGCGUGAACGUUCAGAGCUGCAGCAAGGAGGGGAUCGUGGAGGAGGCGCUUCUCCCUAGCAGGAGGCCCCUGACCAGCCACAGCCCAAACACCCAACUGGAAGCCAAGAAAACCAGGCCAGAUGUGUUGCCCUUCCGACGGCAAGAUUCAGCCGGGCCGGUUCUGGAUGGAGCUCGGUCUCGGAGAUCCUCGUCAUCCUCCACCACCCCCACUUCAGCCAACUCCUUGUACAGAUUUUUACUUGAUGAUCAAGAAUGUGCCAUCCAUGCUGACAACGUGAACCGUCAUGAAAACAGACGCUAUAUCCCCUUCUUGCCAGGAACGGGGCGGGAUAUUGAUACAGGGUCAAUUCCUGGUGUAGAUGAGUUAAUUGAAAAAUUUGACCAAAAACCUGGGCUGCAGAGGAGAGGGAGGUCUGGGAAACGAAACAGAAUUGAUCCAGAAGACAGGAAGAGAUCGCGAAGCGUGGACAGUGCCUUUCCUUUUGGUCUCCAGGGGAACAAGGAGUACCUAAGCGAAUUUAGCAGGAACCUGGGCAAGUCGAGUGAACACCUGCUCCGACCAUCCCAGCUGUGUGGGCACCGGCCGGUGGCCCCCGAGCUCCGAGGGAGGCAGGGUGCGGGGCGUGCCUUUGCCAAGCUGCAGGGAGCGAUGCCUGGCACCCAGGGUGCCCACCCCAGGCCCGCCCAGCAGAACAAAGAUGGGAAAGCUCCAGAAAACAAAGCUGGUCAGGAAAGUAGGACAGUGCGCCCGUCCUCCCUUCCAGCUCAGAAUAACAAGGAAGAGGAGAUCAAAACGGCCACUGCUACCCUGAUGUUACAGAACCGGGGGGUAGCAACUUCUCCUGACUCUGGUGCCAAGAGGAUUUCUGUGAAGACAUUUACUUCCACCUCAAAUACUCAGGCCACCCCGGAUCUGUUAAAAGGUCAGCAAGAGCUUUCUCAGCAAACCAAUGAGGAGACUGCCAAGCAGAUACUUUACAAUUACCUCAAAGAAGGAAGCACCGACAAUGAUGAUGCUACUAAAAGGAAAGUCAACCUGGUCUUUGAGAAAAUCCAGACAUUAAAGUCUCGAGCAGCAGGGAGUACCCAAGGAAAUAACCAAGCUUCUAAUUCUUCAUCUGAAGUCAAAGAUCUAUUGGAACAGAAAAACAAGUUGACCACAGAAGUCGCUGAACUUCAGAGACAGCUUCAACUUGAAACCAAGAAUCAACAGAACAUCAAAGAAGAGAGAGAGAGAAUGAAAGCAAACUUAAAAGAACUUCAAAGCCAACAUGACAAUAAGGUGGAAGAGAACUCAGUACUGCAACAGCGGCUGGAAGAAAGUGAAGGGGAGCUUCGAAAGAAUCUGGAAGAACUGUUUCAGGUGAAGAUGGAACGAGAACAGCACCAGACUGAGAUCAGGGAUCUCCAGGACCAACUCUCAGAAAUGCAUGAUGAAUUGGACAGUGCUAAGCGAUCCGAGGACAGGGAGAAGGGUGCUCUAAUUGAGGAGCUCUUACAAGCAAAACAGGAUCUUCAAGAUCUGCUCAUCGCCAAAGAGGAGCAGGAAGACCUUUUGAGAAAGCGGGAGCGGGAACUCACUGCUCUGAAGGGAGCCUUGAAGGAAGAGGUUUCCAGCCACGACCAGGAGAUGGACAAGCUGAAGGAGCAGUACGAUGCUGAGCUGCAGGCCCUGAGGGAGAGCGUGGAGGAAGCCACCAAGAAUGUUGAGAUCCUGGCCAGUCGCAGCAAUACUUCAGAGCAAACGCAGGUGGAUGCUGAAAUGCACGUGAAGGCUCUGCAGGAGGAGAAUGACAAGCUGCGGAGAAGCUUCGGGGAACUGGAGUGCAGCGUUGCUCGGCUUCAGAGGCAGAUUGCUGACUUGGAAAGCGAUGAAGCCAAAGCGAAGGAAAUGCUCAAGAAGUACGAGGCAGAAAUUCAGCAAUUAGAAGAGGCCCUCGUGCACGCAAAGAAGGAAGAAAAAGAAGCCAUGUCAACCAAAAGGACCCUGGAGAGUGAACUGGAAGAUGCUCAGAGAAAUCUGAGUCGGGCCACCCUGGAGCAGAAGCAGUUGUCUGAGAAGCUAAAAGAUGAGGCUGAGCAGAAGGAGCAGUUAAGGAGACUGAAGAACGAAAUGGAGACAGAGCGAUGGCAUCUUGACAAGACUAUUGAGAAACUGCAGAAGGAGAUGGCCGACAUUGUCGACGUGUCCCGCACAUCAACACUGGAGCUCCAGAACCAGCUGGAUGAGUACAAGGAGAAAAAUCGCAGGGAGCUUGCAGAAAUGCAAAGGCAGUUGAAGGAGAAAACCCUAGAGGCAGAAAAGUCCCGUCUGGCAGCCACGAAAAUGCAUGAUGAGAUGCGUGUGAUGGAGGAAGAGUUACGGGACUACCAGAGAGCUCAGGAGGAGGCGCUCACAAAAAGGCAGCUUCUGGAGCAGACACUGAAAGACCUGGAGUAUGAGCUGGAAGCUAAGAGUCACCUGAAAGAUGACCGCAACAGACUCGUCAAGCAGAUGGAGGACAAGAUGUCGCAACUGGAGAUGGAACUGGAUGAAGAGAGAAACAACUCGGAUUUGCUGACUGAUAGGAUCACCCGCAGCAGGGAACAGAUGGAGCAGAUGAGGAGCGAGCUACUUCAGGAGAGAGCUGUGAGGCAAGACUUGGAGUGUGACAAGAUUUCCCUGGAAAGACAGAACAAGGACUUAAAGAGCCGGAUUAUCCACCUGGAAGGUUCCUACAGAUCCAGCAAAGAGGGGCUCGUGGUGCAGAUGGAGGCCAGGAUCGCAGAGCUUGAGGACCGUCUGGAGGGCGAGGAGAGAGACCGGGCGAGCCUGCAGCUCAGCAACCGCCGGCUGGAACGGAAAGUGAAGGAGCUGGUGAUGCAGGUAGAUGAUGAACACCUGUCACUGACGGAUCAGAAGGACCAGCUGAGCUUGCGCUUGAAAGCAAUGAAGCGACAGGUGGAGGAAGCUGAGGAGGAAAUCGACAGACUAGAAAGUUCAAAAAAGAAGUUGCAGAGGGAGCUGGAGGAGCAGAUGGAUGUGAAUGAGCAGCUCCAGGGACAGCUCAAUUCCAUAAAGAAGGACCUAAGCAGACUGAAGAAGCUGCCAAGCAAAGUGCUGGACGACGUGGAUGAUGACGACGACCUCAGCACAGACGGGGGGAGCCUCUAUGAGGCGCCACUGAGCUACACCUACCCCAAGGACAGCACCAUGGUCAGCCAGAUCUGAGUCCACCCCCAGGUCUGUGGGAGAGGCCCAGCAUUCCUUGUGGUCACUCAGAAGCACCUGCAGCUGGAGAGAGGCGCUCCCCCCGCCCUCCCCGGAGCAGAGACCCAUCGCUCCUUCUCACCUCACAAGCUGCCUCUUCCAGGCCACAUCCCUCCUUGGGUCUUUAAAGGGCGGUGCAGUUCUUGUAUCUUAGCCGUGUUGUGUGUUGCUCUCGCAGUUUGAAGGCUGAGAUGCCUGGGGCUUAGACGCACUGCCCAUUGGGGGCGGGGGUUUGAAAAUACAAUUUGGCAGAAUGAAGCCUCUGUCGGCCGGCAUCAUUUGUGAUGCUCAUCCUGUCUAGAACAAAAAGCUAGUUGUUUACUAGCCAUUACGUGGGGGGAAAAAUGUAUAGAUUGUACAUAUUUUAAUACAGACCUUCGCAUGGACUGCUGCUGUUCCACUUUGGAAUGUUACAGAGGCUUCAUGAGGUGGCUUAUUUGUAAAGUUCACACAUCUGUAUUGAGUAUUAUUUUUAAAAAUAUGAAACUAGUAGGUUUUAAGUAUUAUGGAGCAGGGGCAAGAGAAAGCAGGCAGAAUAGAGACCACUUUGGAAGUCAGAGUUGGAAAACAAACAGUUAAUACUGAGGGCGGAAAGGCAGGUGGUCUUGGUAAAUGACUUGCUGAUGGAAGGGAGUCAGGAGGUCGCUUGUAUUUGUGGUUUGGGUGGCUUAUUUUAUCUAGAAUUUCGUAAGGAUUUCUGAACCAUGCUGUGGUCAAAUCCCAGUCCCCCGUUGUAUUUCCUUUACACAGGUGUUGGGGGGAGACUUGUACAUCAGGCUCUUGACAGAUGCUGUGGUUUCUAGAAGGAUAAGUCAUUCUUAUCCAUGCUUUCCUUCCUGCUCACAUAGCAGACCUCUGAAUUACGCUCUUGCAACCCCUGAUGAGUGGGGAAUAGGUGGGUAUUGGGAAAAGGUUCACAGACUGAAUUAUAGAACAGAGGUGGGAGGUGUUCGGUAAAGAGCUGGGGAAGGGGAUAAGCAGGUAUGUGAGUGUAGGGGCAGGUGAAAAGGGAGAGAGAGUGUUUUUGGAAACUGGGAGCUGUGUAGACAAGAGGUGAGUUGAGCAAAAUAUCAGGUCUUUGUCAGGAAAGGAGGAAAGAAACAAGUCAGGCAGAGAGAUGUCUAUGCAAGCUGGAAGUCUCCUUUUAACUUUCUGUGACACAGGGACAAGAGAGCCAGUACCAGGCAUGAAGUGCCUGGGACUAGAUGUGGUUAGGAGCAAGGUCCUGUGACAGGGAGAGACAAUCACAGGGAGAACAGCCUUGGAAGGAUACAGGGCAUCCCCUUACUUCCUCCUGGCCUUCCUCGUAUCACCUCUCCCUGUCCCAGUUAUGUCCAGAGGCGAGGCCCAGUCACAGCUGGGGCCUCACGAACCAUUCUGAGAACCCGAUGAGUUGUCCAUGUGUGGGAGAAGAGGCGAGUUGCUCAGCAGUGUCCCCAAGCAUCAUAGCUCGGAAUCCUAGUGCCCGACCUAUCCCAGGUCACAGAGGCCACCCAACAGGAUUCAGAAUGGUCAGCCCUUUUUAAGGGCAUGGACAUUGUCUCUCUUUAUGGGGGAGGCCCUUGGAGCAGGAGAGCCAAGCCCACCCUCAGCACAGCUGGGAUGCCUCUGCUGACUUACUUGCGGUGUGGAGAGUCCUCCCUUUGUUCAUUCAACAAGCCUUUCUUGGGUACCUAUGAUGUGUGAGGCACAGUCCUUGGCACUGGAAAUAAGUGAAUAAAACAAGUAAGAAUCCCUCCUGGAUCAGAGUCAGGGGAAAAGGGUGAUGGACAACAGGAAACACAGAAGCUUGGCCCUCUGAACCCACCCCUGAAGCCCCUCUGUCCUGAGGCUGGUCGACUGACCUGCUGGGACUCCUAAGGUCCUUCAGCCUUCAAUGUUCUUGAUUUCUCUGUUGUUCCCGCCGUCAUCAGAUAUUUGACAGUAAGCCUGCCUAGAAAUGCCUCCGCCCACUCCUAACUACAGAUUGGACAUGAGAAUGGUCAGCGGGCCCCAGAGUUUGGGAGCCAGUGAGUGUCUAUUCUGUUUUGUGAGAACGUUGCUGCCCCUCAUUCUAGCUAGUUCCUUCUGUUCGUCUGAAGCUGGCUACAAGCAGCAGCAAAGCUGCCCAUCCUGCACAGUGCUGGGCUGGGUGCAGGCAGUGUAGCAGGCUGGAUAACUCAGGGCUGGGAACUGGGAGGUGUUUUCCAGUCCUGGCUUAUCCUACCCUGGGCACCUUGUACAGGGCUUGCCUGCAUAGCUCUGACAUGCUAGCAUCUUUUGACUAUUAUAUAUACAUAUUUUUUCUGUUGCUCAAGAAUAUUUUCUUUAGCUAGCUUAAAAAGAAAAAUAUUUUAUUUAAUAAACAAAUAUGUGGCCGAAUGCAAUGCUGAAAAGACAAUCAUCCAGUGUCUAUACUUCUUUCCCUGCUUCAGAGUGUCACUCAUGCUACAGGGACAAUAGGCUUAUUCUGUUGGGUCUCUUCUUUGGAUGUGGACUAGCUGCUCUUAUUGCAGCUCCCGCUAUGUAAAUGAGCUCGAGAAAGCAAAGAUUACCUUUCAAUAAACGGCAUCAGCUGACAGGAAUCUCGACUCUCCCAUUAUUUUGACUCCCUCAUUUUCUCCAGAGCCUGGCUCUUGUGUUCGCCAAGAAACAGCCAGCUGAAUGGCUGGAAGAUACUCCAGGAACAGGACCAUGGUGGCAAUUGCAGGCCAGGAUCAGUUUCUGAAAUAGAGAGAGGAGUGGGUCCUUGGUGAACACCGAGAGGAUGAAUGCACCUGGGUGGUCGUGGUGUUCUGAGAAAUCCAAACUGCCACUUCCAGAAAAAUGGCUGAGGCAAAGGUGUU
Messenger RNA from Talpa occidentalis (Iberian mole), 6847 nucleotides. It is a transcript of the gene CGNL1, whose product is annotated as cingulin like 1. NCBI's taxonomy places the organism in Eukaryota, Metazoa, Chordata, Mammalia, Eulipotyphla, Talpidae. The transcript is spliced from 19 exons. Bases 72 to 3983 code for a protein of 1303 amino acids. Gene Ontology annotation, cellular component: myosin complex. The record is from RefSeq and is a predicted model, not a curated record.